UUUUGUCUAUCAACAAACGAAGUCGAAAUGUUAUCAAAAUAGGCCUUAACUCAAAUGUUUGAUAAAGAAAUCCACGUCACAUCCCCAAACUGGGAUUCAUGAACAGCUUCUGAAGCUUUUAUGUACAGAAAUGAGAACUUAUUGAUGGAAACACGGAUAAUAUUGGUUCUUACUGUUUCCUCGGCGGUCCGCACACCACACAACUUCAGUCUUCCCCAACAAAACAAAGAAUUACCCCAUGGGACAGAAUGUACUCGUUUGACAUCAUACACAUGUACAGGAAAUGUUGAAAAUUCAACAGGAGCUAUCUAAAAAUGAGUGAUACAAUCUUAGUGAGAAAUCAUGCUGAUAAUGUAAGGAAGAGCAAAUCAAUAAAGUGAAUCUAGGCAGAAGCUACACAAUAUCUAAACAUUGGACUUGGCAUUGUGCCAUCUGUUGAAAAAUAUUUUCAGCCAAAAAAAAAAAGCUAUCAAACGUUAAGUGAGCAAUUCUCACAAACCCAAUAUAGCUACAUGUCUUUAUUACAUAAAAUCAUUAUGAUUGUUAAUCCAAAAUUUGUUUACCUCCAAAAGGUAUUUUUGAGCAUUCUCAAAAAGAAGACUGGGCAAAGUCAAGACGGCUUUGUGUAUGCCCAUCAAGAGAGAGGGAAACCAAUGAAGUUACUUAGAGUUAGUCAGCCACAAAUAGGUAGCUCAAGUGCAUCUGCCAGUACAUUGAAAAAGAGAAGCCAGGUCAUCGAAAAACUUGCAGAAAAUUUGUCAUCACCAAGUACAUGUACAAGUACAGCAGAAAAUGAUGUAAUUCACCAGACAGCCAUUUCUAUUCGCCGAAAACAACAACAGUUCAUCAAUUCAUUUAAGGAAGGUGGAGUAAACAUCAUACAGUCAUUCACUUUGAACCAGGUUGCAGAACUUAAGACUCACAUGCCCAUGGAAAUGUUGAAAAUGAUUAAAAGAACCUUCAAAGAAGCACUUGGAUAUGACAUAUUUGGUUCAGAGAGGAAAAUUCGCAGCCACUUGAAGUCCAUGGAAUUUCAAUAUGAAUGUGGAAGUUUUGAAAGUUCUUCUGGGAAGAAAGUGUCCUUUGUUCGAGUGACAAACAUCUCUGAUGUAAUUACCAAAACUGUGGCUCAACUGAAUGAAAGUGGUCUCCUUAUGAAGAAAAGCAACAUUCCUGAAAAUGUUUUAUGGGCACUUCUCUCCGGUGACAAGGGAGGAAAAUCCACCAAAUUGUUAUUGCAACUUCUCAACUGCAGGGAGCAACACUCGGUUCAUACUGCUCGCCUUUUAGCAAUUUUUGAAGGGGACAAAGACAAUUACGAGUGCAUAAAAGAGGUUUUUGGUCCAAUCAUUGAGGCGACACAAAAAGUCUUGGCUAAUGUAUCAGAACUGAACUUAAAGGUGGAUCUACCAAAAUGUGCAAGUACCUGUACCAAAGCAAAUGAGAAACAAGUUUUUGAAAUCAAAGGGAUGCAAAAUUGGCCAAUGGAGCUCCAGCAACUUAUCCAAAAUCCCCAGAGUGACCAUUGUAGUGAACACUGUUUCUAUUGCAAAAAAAUAACUGGUUCAACGUGUGAAACAUCCACUUUGCAGAGUUCUGAUGGUACAAGAAUGGAGUGCUGUAUUACUAAAUGCUGGCUGAGUUUGGGAGGAGACUGGGAAUUUAUUGCAAGGCUUUUAGGUCUAACAGGUCCAAAUGGCACGUACUUCUGCAACUACUGUCAUGCCACAAUUAAAGAUCUCGAGAAGGGCAAGCCACACACACCCUGGAUUUUGAAUAGUACCUCCAAUGGCAAUCGCAUAAAACAGUUUUCUCCUCGCAGCUUUGAAUCAAUGUCAUCCGAUAACGAAGAUUUUGUAAAUGGUGGUUCAGUCAAAGCUAAAGCAAACCGAUGUCAUAACUGUGAGUCCAAACCAAUCUUCCAAGCAUCUGGACCUGUCAUUGAGUCUGUGUCAUGCAUGCCCCUCCAUCUAUCUCUUGGUCUUGGAAAGCAGGCAUUAGAAAUUGUUGAAAAUGAAGCUCUUGUUUUAGACAAGACCAUUAAAGAGGCAGAUGGAGAGGCAUGCCCAGAACUGGCAGAAGCAUUCCAAAGAAGAGAAACCUUGAACCUUGAGUGCCUUCAACAGCAUCAGCAGUUGGAAGAAAUUAAUGAAGCUAUUAGUAAUGCAGAAGAUGUUCUUCAGUCAUUCUUAAAUGAAACAGCAGCAUUCCAUCAAAAGGAAGGCAGAAGGUACUAAGGUCACU
Messenger RNA from Orbicella faveolata, 2244 nucleotides. RefSeq lists its product as uncharacterized. Lineage: Eukaryota; Metazoa; Cnidaria; Anthozoa; Scleractinia; Merulinidae. Gene Ontology annotation, molecular function: protein binding. The record is from RefSeq and is a predicted model, not a curated record.